UUCAGCCGCCGCCGCCGCCGGGAGCUGCGGGCACGGUCCGGGGACGCGGCGAGCAGCCUCUGCGGCCGCACCUCCGCCGAGCGCCGCGGCCGCCACGAUGUGUGCCGUGCAGGUGAAGCUGGAGCUGGGGCACCGCGCCCAGGUGAGGAAGAAACCCACGGUGGAGGGCUUCACCCACGACUGGAUGGUGUUCGUGCGCGGCCCGGAGCACAGUAACAUUCAGCACUUUGUGGAGAAAGUCGUCUUCCACUUGCACGAAAGCUUCCCUAGGCCAAAAAGAGGUAGGGCUCGAAUACAAAAGAGACUUGAUAAAAAAUGUCUUUGCUGGAGAGGAAACAAUCGCGGGGCCCCGGCGCUCCCCGGGCCGUUCCCCGCCCCCCGCGCCUCGCUUGCCGGUCUAGCCUGGGACCCGGGGGCGCGGUGCCAUUCUGGCCAGGUCCCUGCUGCCGCCCGCCCGCGCGCGCGCAAGUGGUCGACUUGGGCUCCGGGAAAGUCAGCGCAGAGAAAGAACCGUCAGGUGUCGCGUGUUUAUUCACCCCAGCCCUCUUGGGUUGCUGUGGGUCCUUUGGGGAAGGUGCAAUUAGUUACUGGGUUUGGAGCUUUGGAGAGUAGGGCUGGAGGGAAUAAACAGUUUGCGUCUUUUCUUCUCCUCCUGGAGAAAUUGAGAUUUACCUGUGUUGCUAGCCAAGAAUGCAUUGGAGGUAGUUAUUGUUCCGUUUAGAGAAGUCAGUUCUCUAGGUUCUUCUGGCCUCAGUGUUUGAGGCACUAGGUGCCAGUUGCUGUAGACUCUCCCUUUGGGAGUUAGUCUCCACCUCUCCUCACCUCAGCCUGGAUUUUACUAGUUGGGGGACUUAUUAACACCCCCCCCCCGCGGCAUUUUACUGCUCCAGUAGAUAGUGAGCACAUUCUGGAGUGUCUUCUGGUUGGGACCCACAAGGGGAGGGGGGGUUCCUUUAAGGUUGAAAGCUAAGUUUCAGGCAGUGAUGCUGUUUUGCCUAUCUCUUCAGUUUCCUCUACACCUUGAUCCUUGGUCAUAAAGUCGGAUUGCAUACUCUUGCUGAGGCUCUGUGGUCCCAAACAUCUUCAAUAAAAAGAACCAGACAGUUUGGGGGGGGAGAGGAAAGGGGUGUCAUGUAAAACGAUGUUUGAAGAGGCUUUGAAAAAUACUGUUUUCUCUUCCCUCCUGCCUCUGGAAAGCGGCUGUCUGGUUGUUUUAGUUGGAUUACUGGAGGUAACAGUACAAAUACAAUAAGGUGCUUUGUUUGUGAGCAGCUUUAUUUAUCUAAGUCGACACAAUGGUUAGUAGUUAUCUUCCAUUUGAUCCGUAAUCUUUAUUGGCAUCUAGAACUCCUGCAGUUUCUUAGAGUAACAUCAUAAUAAAUCCAUUCUGCUUAGAGUGAUGUGGAAAUUAUUGAACAUUCAGGGGCCCGAAUAAAGAAAGGAGAAAGGAUGCAUGCCUUGGAGGUGGCAGAGUUUGUGUUUAUUUUUAUUUUCCGUGCCUGUAUAAUGGGAGGUAGGAUUUCAUUUUUGUGCCUUUAAUGGCUAGGCUUAUAACUCCUUUCCAAAACUUGACCAGUUGAAAUUUUGAUGGGCUUUGUUGAAUGGUUAAGAAAUGUGUCCAUCUUCUAGUAGAGGUAGGAGAAGAUGCAUGACUUAUAGGAGGUAACACUUAGUAUUUUAGCAUUUUAUAUGAACAUAUAGACAGGUACUGUAUUUUUGUAUUUCCUCAAAGCCGUGGUAAGAAUGCACAUGGCCAGGCUGUCUGCAGAUGCCUGGGGAUGAUGUUGGUUGGAAUCCCUCUCUCCUCCCAUGUCUGUUGAGCCACUGCAGAGUUUAAACAAAAGAAAGCACCUUCUGAGCUGUUUGGUACACUGCUGCUGCUCACUUCAAGGCAAAAUACACUUUUAAAAGCAGUAUUUAUUGUGUUAGGAGAAUCAACUCAGUUGUUAGAAAAUGUUGCUCUUCAGGUAACUUUGCUUGGGCACCUUGAUAAUUAACCAAUUGGCAUAAAAAAUCAAAGGUCCCCUCUUUUCUAUUUCCCACUGUUUCUCUGCUUCUGUGGGUGUGAGUGGUGAUGCCACCCUGUUUUCCAUACUGGGUGAUUUUUCUGUCCAGCCUGGCGGGGGUUGCUGUUCCCAUAGCACACACCUGCAAGGUGUGUUGAGCCCUUGAUAACAGUGAUGACUUCUCAAUCUCUCUGGUGAGGGGUAUCUGUUGAUCGGACUUCACAAUUUCAAUUAUCAACUGUGGAGUUUCUUCUUUAUGCAGUCGAUAAGCCAUUGUUUUAAAAUGUUUAUUUUUGGAUUUUUAUUUGUGUUGUGUGUGGUUCCCAUGAUGUGACAAGUCCUGGGAAAAAUGCCAAUUUCUAUCGCCCAGGAGAGACCUUGUCAUACUGUAAUUACAAUGAUUCAGAUUGCUAGAGAUUUCACCGUUCAUUGGGAAUGGCAAGCUAUAAACUCCAGCAACACCAGGCAUAAUGUUCAAUCCUGGGAUCUAUUUGUUGACUUAUCAAAUCUUUGAAAAUGAUAAGAACAAAUGAAAACUAAGAUCGCCAGGCAUUUACAAGGCUUUUUUUCUAGUACCUUUCAAGGUGCUGUGUCUUGCUAUAUGGUGGAUAUAAUUGAUAGGAUAAAGUUUAACUAAUUGGAAAUCAGAGGAAGUGCAGAAAUGAAUUUGAGAGAGAUCGGAGUACAGUGUGUUUAAGGGAAAGCUUAUCCUCUGAACUAUUAGUAGUGACAAGUUAAUGCCCUUGCAUUACAUACAGUAGCUAAUAAGCUGAGGAACCCCAGAUCUGGGCAUGAACUGUUCAGCCAUGAAGAUGGAUGAGUCCUUAGCUUUGUAAUCCUUGGUUUAGAAAAGCAAAUUGAUUUUCAGGUUGAUUUCCUUUACUUCACAAUAAUAUUAUAAGAACUUGUAGAGAAAGAAAUUAUAGUAUUUUCAACUUGUUGCCAAAUGAGAAUUAUAUAUACCAUUUCAGAAUUGAGCUAAUUGGAUUUGAAUUAAUGAGGUUUUUCUCUGUCACAAAGACGUGUGGAAGACCUUUAAUUUAAAACUACUGGCACACAGUCCUAGAAAAAGAGAUUUUGAUGAAAUAGUGAAGCCUAGAAUAUCCAUUAGCUAAUGAAGAAUAGGCAGGUCAGAGUUGAUGCAUUUUCAGACUAUCUAUUUGCAGGAAAAGACCAUAUCUUAUGUAUUAUUACCAAAGAUUUAUGCUGGUCUGAUAUGACUGAAAUGAAUAGUUAUAUUCAAAACAUUCCAUUUGAAAUAUUAAUGUUUUCAUUUUUAGUCAGGUCUAAGUUUUGGUGAACUCUCCUUCCAAUUAUACACAUCCUUACUAUUGCAAUCUGUUUUAUUGACAUUUAUGAUGUGGAAGCUGUUACUUAUUAUUUUAUGAAAGCUAAUUUGGCCACUGGUAUGAUUUGAUAGCUUUCUGUUUGUACCUCUAGUCCUUUGAGUGGGCAAAUAAAACAUAAUCAGUAUACCCUUACAGCUCUCCUUUGGUUUAGGCAUCUGUGAUUAGCUUUAUUAUAGAGCUCUGAUUUGUGCCUCUUAAGUAAUUUGGACAACUUUUUUUUUUUUUUAUCAAGGUAGCUAGUAUUUGAAGGUUUAUUUGGUUGAGGAUUGGUAUAUAUCUUGUAUCUUUUGUCUUUGGAGGCAUUUAAAAAUGUACCAAUUAAAGAAAUAAGGAUGGGUGAAUGUCAGUUGCUUAUGGUUCUGAUGGGAAUUACACUGACCAGCAAACAGGGUGAAGCUUCCCUAGCCACUUGACAGAUGCAUUGCUGAAGGAAUGUCACCUACAGUGGUGAAAAUGUCAGCUGGGUAUGGAAAGUUGGGAUCGAUUAUGAUUUCAAGUGCUUCUAUCAUUGACCUCAGCAGAUCUACCAGGAAUUUCCUAGUAGCUGUGACUUCCCAAGUAUACAAACAGAUCAACUAUUUCUUGUGACGUUUUUAAUAGCAAAACUUAGUAAGGAAGCCAUAGAGGGGACUUCAAAUGAGUGCACACAAAAAGUAGCAAAUGUGUAUGUAAAUGUCAGGAUAUCUUAGUGACCUGUUAGCUGGUCAGGCAACAUGUUGUCCAGGUGAUCCAUUAAGGAGUGUGCCUCCUCCGAUUGCACAUGUACACAUGUGUGAAGAGAUUCUGGGUUCUGGGCAUCAGUCUUUCAAUGGUCACCUUUGAGCAGGUGGUGGUGGUG
This is a messenger RNA of Peromyscus leucopus (white-footed mouse), 4193 nucleotides long. It is a transcript of the gene Mllt3, whose product is annotated as MLLT3 super elongation complex subunit. Lineage: Eukaryota; Metazoa; Chordata; Mammalia; Rodentia; Cricetidae. The record is from RefSeq and is a predicted model, not a curated record. The transcript has 2 exons. Gene Ontology annotation, biological process: regulation of DNA-templated transcription. The coding region runs from base 98 to 721 and encodes 207 amino acids. Gene Ontology annotation, cellular component: super elongation complex.